Petromyzon marinus (sea lamprey) is the source of this 7556-nucleotide messenger RNA. Its product is annotated as hyaluronan synthase 1-like. The record is from RefSeq and is a predicted model, not a curated record. Gene Ontology annotation, molecular function: hyaluronan synthase activity. Lineage: Eukaryota; Metazoa; Chordata; Hyperoartia; Petromyzontiformes; Petromyzontidae. Gene Ontology annotation, cellular component: plasma membrane. Gene Ontology annotation, biological process: polysaccharide biosynthetic process; extracellular matrix assembly; hyaluronan biosynthetic process.
CAAGACUUUUAAGCAAAAAAAACCCACGACGUUUCGAUCGCAACACAAGCAGUCUGCUUCAGGUGGAGAGAAAAAAGAAGACCCGCCUGUGUUGCGCUCGCAACAUCGUAGGUUUUUUUGUUGUUUUAAUUUAGAUUUUUGUUUUUUAUCUACGUGACUUUACCGAAAGAACCAAGAAUAUGAAGUCCAACGUACAUAGAUACAUACAUCAACUUACUACUAAUGUACUUCAUGCGCAACGUCUGCUGACCUGAAAACGAUCAUGAGGCACAUUCUAGAUACGAAGUUUUAGAUAUCACGGGAGACUUUCAAUCAUCCGAUUUUUAAGAGUAGAGAUUCAGUAUUUCAAAGUAAGUACGCACUAUAAACAGGAGACGUUAUACCGAGCAUGUGACAGUGAGCCAAAAAUAUGUUCUCCUAUCCUGAAUAAUGUAUAUGCUAGUUAUGGCCCCCAAUAGCAUUCACCAUUGCCAUUAAAUGUCCUACACAUGCGAUUGUAGAACAAAAUGUUCACAUACCAAGGCCGUGAUUAUAAUAUAGAUCACUAUUAGACAUAAUUGUAAAAAAAAAGUCCAUCCUAUGUGUUAGUGAGUUUUUUUGUAAUAUUUUAUGCAGGAAAUAUCAGCAAAUUCGUUUUCAAAUUAACAUUUUUCUGGGGGGGGGGGGAGGACCCCCAGACCCUCUGGAAGAUUUGGUCCCCCCCAAUGUUGAGUCCAUGGCUACGGCCUUGUCACAUACUAUAACGUGACUUCAAUCAAUGGAAUCAUGGUUACGCAAUGAUCAGCGUCUACGCACCGUUGUGUGUUGAUCAUGGGAGUAGGCCUGCAUGCUUCGACGCACACCCGCCUACUCCCAUGCUGGAGGCAUCGGGUGCCGUGCAGGAACAUCGCUCUGUGCGGCGUUUGUAACAACUAUGUUUUAUAAUGAUAACUCAACAACAUUCGGUUAUAACAUUGCCUUACAAAUAUAACAUACGCAAUUGGUAACGUGUCCGGUAAUGGCUCUUCUUCACAGCACACAUAGGGUACAGAGAGUCGCCUAGUACUAUAUUCUCUUUGGUUCUUUCGGUAAAGUCACGUAGGUUGAAAAAAUAAUAGAUCACAACGUUUCAAUCGCAACAACAAGCGACCGUCUUCAGGUGAGAGAGUAUAUAUAUAUAUUUUUUUUUCUAUUGCCAGAAAGGGUAAAACCUAUUGUUAAUUUUCAUCAUUUUUGAUAUUUCCAAAAUAGGUCCCAUAUUUUUUUUUAUUUUGAAGGCAGUGUUAUUCGUUCAUGACUUUUCAUUACUUUUGUAGACCCAACUAAUUCAUUUUGACAAAUACACUCGAUAACAUGUGCUUAUUACAAGCUGCUAUUAUGGAAUCCACGAAGCAGACACAAAUUCAGGUAUGUACAAUAAUAAUAAUUAUUCUGUGAUACUUUAAAACAGUAAUUAUAUGUUUAUACUAGAAAAUCACAAAUAUUGCCCCAUAUUUAACUUACAAAUACACCUUCAUAACAUUUUGAGUGUGCAUUGAGUAUUCAAUGGCACGUUCAAUAAAAUCUUAUGUGGAGCAAAUAUCACUGGAUAUUUACUUCAGAAUGUAUUAUUUAUGCCUAAAACUAGUGUAACCCCAUUUAUUCAGGAUUUACGAACAUACUUUUGGCUUGUGCAAUCAUAUGCCAAGUAAAAGGGGUACUGUUUAAUGGUAUAUUAAAAUUAAACAUUUAUAUUCUACUAUUAAAAAUUUGAUGAUUGAAAAUCUCUGGUGAUACCUCCAAAAUAGUUUGCGGUUCAAUUACGGCAGGCUGCCUUGGUUGUUUGGUGGUGUAUUUACCGUAAAAAGGACGUGCCGUCUGAUGCGUAGUGAACGUUAAAGAUCCCAUAAUGUUUAGUAAGUUGGUCCUGGGUAAUUUUUUAACAUUUGCAGGAAGGAAGUGAUAACUUGAAAAAUGUAUCCGCAAAUUAUUCAAUUGGGAUUACACAUAGUAAUCAUCGCCACCUACUCAGAUUGAACUAUAAAGCUCCUUUUCACUGGACAUCACAGAUCUCAUCACAGAUGUCCAGUGGACAUCAUGUCCUGGCCGACCAAUGCCCGAUUUAAAGCCAGACCACAAGUAACUUUAUUGUGCGCUUUGAGUUGUAAAGCAAGGGCGGUGCCAUUGAUGUUGUAAUGUCAUUCAUUUUUUCAUGGAUGACUUUGAGAUGUAGUUAAUGAGUAAUCUUGUGUGUACUGAAACACUCCCAAAAAAAUGCUGACACCCAUCCAUUGCUGCGUCAUCUUCAGAUUACCACGCAAGGUGGCUGUGAUGUUAGAUGGUGGGGUCGAGCAUUGGUGUAUUGCUCAUAACUUAAUAAAACGACCAACCCAUCCAUCCAGAGGAUCGCUCGUGGAUUGUUGUGGGUGGGUGAAUGCACAAGUUGUUGAUUAAAUUAACUGUCAUAAAUGUUUAGAACAUAUUGUAGGCACGUGUAGAAAAAUAAUUGGUCUGAGGCACCACUGUCCCGAAAGCAUAACACCUCAUCUUUGAUCCGUAAUCCUAAACUAUAAACCUCUAACCUUAAUCCUUAACCCUUAACGUAAACCCUGACACUAGACGAACCUUCAACCUCUAACUUAUGCAAAAAUGAAAGAUACGGCAUUUUUUCAUAUCUCAUGGAUGUCGUAUGUUUGUUGAACUUCUUUCGGCACCGAACGUAGCCAACCGUGCUCAAAUAAAUUAGUUGUCAAUCCUAGAUGAUUUAAAAGUGGCAUAGCUCCAGUGGCUUCGUAAUUUUGGAAGGAGUUAGCAUUUCCAGACGGCCGCAGAAGCGCAUCUGAAAGCACGCGAUGCAGUGAGAUCUUCUUUGUUCGAUGGUGAGCCAAAUGGCAUUUGAAUCGGACGACGAGUGGGUGAAUAUAAUCCGAGCAAGGUAUUUUAUUGUACGAAAAUCUAGUCUGAUCAGUUUAGAAAUAUUCUGGACGCUAGUGGCAGAAAUGUGCUUUCUUUCCACAAAUCUGCAGGCGCGGUUAUCACUCCCUUUCUGCGAAUAUUCAGAAAUGACUCAGGGCCAACUUACUAAACAUUCUAACCCCUAAUGUCGCCUGAUAUUAAAGGUUAAUGUGACUUCAAUUGCAACGCCAUUGCGUUGCCCAUCUCUGAAUCCAAUGUUUAAUUUGCAAAUGAAUUACUACUGCAAAAUACACGUUCCCACAUAAUCACAAGGAAGGUGGGUCUCCAUUGAAAAAAAACCCGUAAAUAUCACAGGGCUCACACAUGGCUAAUUAUAGGAUAUUUGUUAAUCAUUAUCUAAAGGUGUGUUAUGCAACCACGGGUAAUAUCGCACCAAUUACUUAUAGUACAACUUCUCGAUUGCAUUAAUGUUUGCACGCAGUACUUUUAAUGGUAAACGACUAUUUUACGUAAAUGGGAUUCUUAAUUAAUACGAGACAAUGCAAAUCUGGGAAUCGUGAUAUAAUGUAACACUGAACUUUUCCUGACUCAUUUAAGGUACAUUUUAUACGUAGCAAAAUAUUCCAGUGUAAUAGCUCUAUAACUCUCCACCACCCGACAGAGCCAAUCAAAUGACGUUGUCACGUGGGAAAUUGCAACUAUGUCCAAUUCAUUUGGUUUUUCAGCAAAAUGUUGAAAAUGAAGCGACAAUUUCCUUUGAUAUAACAUUGAUAAAGCGUUCACAAAAUCUCAGCUCUCACGUGAAGAGGACUAGAGAUUUGUCCCCCCCCACACCACCACCACCACCACUUUCCAAUUCAACACACGCGUAUCCGAACGAUAAUGUCACUUUAGACUUAACGCUAAAUAAUCUUUCUCAUUGUAUAUGGGAGGCUCUUCUUCUUCUUCCACGGUCGUGUCGACUGCCAUCGACAACAUCAAAAGCGCCUUCUAUAAAUUGCGUUAUCAGUGCGUAAAAAGGGGGCGCGCGUAGGCGCGCACGCGCCCACACACAAAUACAAACAGGCACACGCCCUUCGUGCUCUACGUCAAUCGAAGGUAAACCUCACCACACCUAAACCCCCCAUACGCACGGGCACGUGAACGGAACCCUGGGCUCGUAUAUAAAGCCCGAUCCAAGAGGCAGGCAUCUGUAGAUAGCAACCCCCACCCAACCUCCCACGGGCACUCACUCGCAAGAGCACCAACAGCAACCCUGCGACAAGACAAAAGGGCAUCUUGCACCCUGCUCACGACAUCACCAGACAUGGGUUUGGGGGGGAAGAAGACCGCCAAGUCGGUAUGUCGACGCCUCUACACCAUCCUCUUCGCCUUCCUGGUGCUCGGAGGGCUCAUAUUCACCUACGCGAUCUCGUUGCCUCUGGUGACGGACGAGUACAAGAAGAUCGCUUUCGGCCUCUACGGCGCCUUCCUGGCGCUGCACCUCAUCGUGCAGGGGUUCUUCGCCUACCUGGAGCGUCGCAAGAUGCUCAACGACAAGCGCCCGUGCUUCUUCACGAGCACGGUGGCGCUCACCGUGUCCGCCUACCAGGAGGACCCCGACUACCUGCGCCAGUGCCUCGUCUCGGUCAAGAACGUGUACUACCCGGCCGACAAGCUCAAGAUCAUCAUGGUCAUUGACGGUAACAGCGACGACGACCGGUACAUGAUGGACAUGUUCUGCGAGAUCUUCGGCGACGAGGCCGAGACGUUCGUGUGGAAGCACAACUACCACUCGUGGGCACCGCCCGAGAGCGGCCUCUCGACCGAGGACGACCUGUACGCCGAAAUCGCGAUCGAGGACGAGCAGCGGCUGGAGGUGGAGGAGCUCAUCAGGACCAAGCGCGUCAUUUGCAUCAUGCAGCAAUGGGGCGGCAAGCGCGAGGUCAUGUACACGUGCUUCAAGGCCCUUGCCGGCUCGGUGGACUACAUUCAGGUGUGUGACUCGGACACGAAACUGGAAACGGAUGCCACGCUGGAGCUGGUGAAGGUGCUAGACUACAACAAGGAAUACGGGGCAGUCGGGGGCGACGUGAGGAUCCUCAACCUCAACGACUCUUACAUCAGCUUCAUGAGCAACCUCCGCUACUGGAUGGCUUUCAACGUGGAGCGGUCGUGCCAGUCGUACUUCGACUGCGUUUCCUGCAUCAGUGGACCCCUCGGUCUCUACAGGAACGUGUUGCUGCAACAGUUCAUGGAGUCUUGGUACAAUCAGAAGUUCCUGGGGACCCACUGCACAUUUGGCGAUGACCGCCAUCUCACUAACCGUAUGCUGAGCAUGGGAUAUGCUACAAAGUACACAAGCAGGUCCAUUUGCUACUCAGAAACGCCAGCGCAGUACCUUCGCUGGCUCAACCAGCAGACGCGCUGGACCAAGUCAUACUUCCGCGAGUGGCUCUUCAACGCCAUGUGGUGGCACAAGCAUCAUCUGUGGAUGACCUACGAGUCGACUGUAGCCGGUAUCUUCCCGUUCUUCGUAACAGCCACAGUUAUUAAGCUCUUCUACACCGGCAGCAUCUGGGACAUCCUCUGGGUGCUGUGCGCCAUCCAGAUCAUCGGCUUCAUUAAAAGCCUCUACGCCUGCUGGCUGCGGGGCAACCUGGUCAUGGUUUUCAUGUCCCUCUACUCGGUGCUCUACAUGACGAGCCUUCUGCCGACCAAGUACUUUGCCAUCAUCACCAUGAACAAGAGCAGCUGGGGCACCUCCGGCCGAAAGAAGAUGGUGGGCAACUACAUCCCCCUGCUGCCGCUGUCAAUUUGGGCGGCCAUUUUGUUCGGAGGAAUUGCGUUCGCCAUCUACCACGAGACGCAGGUAAACCACUCUGAAGAAGAUAAAAAAUACUUGAUCUAUGGGUCUGUAGCCUACGUCCUCUUCUGGAUCAUCAUGAUCAUCUCCUACUGGGUUUUCAUCCGGAAAUGCUGCAGGAACCGCACCGACAGCUACAACAUAGCCGUGUGAGUGGGCUACGGUGGCACUCCCAACAGGCGGGGGUGAAUUGACGUUCAUUGAGCCCAAACAAACGUAUGUGAAUUGCGGCAGGGAUGCAAGUUACAAGAUACUCGUUUAGAAUGCUCAUUCUUAAAGGUGCCCUCCUUUUGGAAGAACAUUUAUUGGCAAGUUCGUUUUGUGCAUUAUUUAAGUGAGUUUGAAUAACGCUGAUGGAAUCCGUCUCUUCAAGACAUUAUUGAAGUGGAGACAAUGUUAAACCAAAGGCUUUCAAGAUGGAAAACAUGAACAUAUGUUAGACUUUCUCAAGUGUACACCUCUGAAUAUGCCCUUUAAGAUCAAUUGUAAUUUCAUUCGUACCAGUCCCCUUUUUUAUAUUUCCCCGACAGGGAAGCCCUAUUCACACCGUAUACUGGGAAAAUGUAUUAUCAUGAUUAAUUGUGGAUUCUUUUGAACUUUACUGUGCAUUUGGAGCUUGACGGAAUGGAUGCAUUCUCCAAGGUUGUGUCUGCAGCAUGUAUGUUGCGGUGUUAUAAUGUUGAGUGCCCUACGAGAAAAUACGAAAGUUUUUGCCUCAACACAAUGUAGAGUGCAUUUUAUUUGAGGGGGUGCUGCACGGGAGGAAUUUCUUGGUUCUACAUUUUAAAAUGCUUGAGUGGAUUGUGCAAUAAUGUAAUUUGCUACAAGUAUUGGGGAAUUGCAAAAUUGUCUGGUGCUAACUAUUUAACUGAGCAGGUUGAUGCGGGUUAAAGUGGGUCGGUAAAAGGGACUCUGGCGACUGGUCCGUAUAGAACUCGCCACUAAUGUUAGCUGUGGACUGGGAAUCCAAUUCGGGUGGCUGGGAUCGUAGUGCAGUAGAUGACGAUACCGUGAGGCAGCUUCCCCAGUCUUGUACUGAACUGUUUAGCGUGAUACGGUAUGAGGGAAUCCACAAACUAGUUUACGUAUAAAUUUUGCCUUAACUUUCUUGACUGCAGGAAUUCAUAUUCUGUGGUUCUUUAGGUAAAGUCACGUAGAUAGAAAAAAUGUAAGUAAAUAAAAUACAAAUAAAACAUAAUUUUUUUCUUUUAUUUACUUUGUGACUUUACCGAAAGAACCAAAGAAUAGUUUACGUAUAUAUGUUAAAAAGUGCAGCUUACACUUUUGGUUUUGCACAAAUACCAUCCACAAUGUGUGUUGAAUUAAACGUGCUAAAAAUGUUACUUUACAAAACAAUAUAUUGAGAUCAAACGUAUUGUCUGCAUCCCAUUUUCACCUUUGAUGAUGUAACUUUAUAUCCACUUGCCUGCAUGAAAUUCACACUGUACAAUAUUGAUGCAUCGUACAUCGCCAACCGUGCUCGUCGGAGGUGAUUAACUUGGCGUAUAUUCGUUUCAAAAUGUGGUAUUUGUACUGUGCUUAUUAACUGCGCUAAAAGGUUUUGGCUCCUAUUCGCAGAUUAGCACAAACCCAUUUCGGCCUGAUGGAGCGUGCCAUUUUGGUGAAUUGUUUGAGGUCAAAGGUCAUUCACCACACGUGCAUUGUGUUUACAACGUCUGUCCUGGAUUUAUGCAAAGCGAAAUGUUGUAUUUGUUAAAUUAUUACGGUUUCAACUGUUCGUACAUUUUAAUUGAUGUGAAAAUUAUUGUCAUUAUUUUACGGUAUUGUGUGAAGUUUAUGAUCGCAUAUGCAAUAAAUCAAACGAAAACAAAGCUCA